Adineta ricciae is the source of this 1656-nucleotide messenger RNA. Lineage: Eukaryota; Metazoa; Rotifera; Eurotatoria; Adinetida; Adinetidae. The record is from the annotation of a GenBank genome assembly.
AUGACCGAAACUCGGGUUCCAGUGCUUAUUAUCGGUGGUGGUAUCGUCGGUCUAUCAGCUUCCAUCUGUCUCUCACACCAUGGAGUCCAUUGCAUUCUCAUUGAACGGCAUUCCGGCACUUCAAUACAUCCCCGAGCCCGCAGCGUCAACGCGCGAACUAUGGAGAUAUACCGAAGUCUCGGAAUUGAGGAGGCCAUUCGACAAGCUGGCUCAACAUUAUCCCCAAGUAUGGGUAUUUACACUGGUACUUCCCUCAAAGAAGUAAUCGAAUCCAAACCUCGGAAAGAAGGAGAGAGAAAGUUUUCUCUUGCAGGAUUAUUCACGAGUUUAAGUUCGGUGACGGGCGCGUGGGGAACGCAGGAUAUGAUUGAGCCUGUUCUGUUGGAAACUGCACGAGAACGAGGCGUUGAUGCACGGUUUUACACAGAAUGUUUAGAUGUUGAACAAGACGAGGAUGGCGUUACGGCAACUUUACAUCGGCGUGACGAGGACAUUCCCACAUAUAUAGUACGCGCGAACUACUUAAUUGCUGCCGAUGGAGCUGGAAGUCCAAUUCGUAAAAGACUUGGUGUAAAAACCAGCGGGAGAGGAACAAUGGGUCAUCUUUUAAAUAUUCUCUUCCAUGCUGAUUUAAAAGAACUUGUACGUCAGCGCGAGUUUAGUCUCUGCAUUAUCAACCGUCCAGAAGUUUCUGGAUUAUUCACUGCGAUCAACAACGACGAUCGCUGGGUGUUUCAUCUCUGCUAUGACCCGUCAAAGGGUGAAAAAUCGGAGGAUUUUACACCUGAACGGUGUAAAGUGUUAUUACGGAUUGCGUUGGGUAUUCCUGACAUUGACAUCGAUAUCAAGAGUAUUCUUCCCUGGAAACCAUCGGUACAAGUUGCAGAAAAACUUCAACAUGGGCGAAUAUUUCUUGCGGGCGACGCGGCGCACCAAAUGCCGCCCUGGGCUGGUCAAGGAGCAAACUCUGGUGUGGCGGAUGCUCAUAAUCUAGCUUGGAAACUCGCUGCUGUGUUAAAAGGUGACGCAGAACCUGGAUUAUUAUCGACCUACGAUGUCGAACGACUACCUGUUGGACAAACUGCCGCAGAGGUUUCUGCGGCUGCUGCAGAUGAACGAGGUUUAAUCACUAUGAAGAAAAGUUUAUCGUUGAUAUCGAGCAUUUUCCAAAGACUGUUCAUAAUUUCCGGGCAUGGUUAUACAUACUCAUCACAAGCGAUUGCGGCGGAAAAUACAUUCCCGUUAGGUGGAAUAAGUUGGAAAGCAUGGUCCAUACCCUCUCUAGCAUUAGCACUUGACGGGAGACCUGGGAGUCGUGCGCCUCAUGUUUGGGUUGAGCAUCAGGGCAAGCGCAUUUCCACGCUUGAUUUGUUUGGGAAAUCGUUUGUGCUGUUAGCUGGAUCAGAUGGCGAAGCAUGGUGUGAAACUGCAAGGAAAGCUAGAACUACGUUGAACAUUGAUAUAGAUUGUUAUACUACAGGACCAAAGGGGAAUCUAACAGACCCUGUUUGUCAAUGGCAGACCGCAGCCGGAAUUUCUUCUCAAGGAGCCUUGCUUGUUCGUCCUGAUGGAUUCGUUUGUCUACGAGAGAGAAGGCUUCCUUUAGGUUAUCAACAGAAAUUUGAGCUCGUUUUGAAGCAGAUACUAUGUCGGUGA